Messenger RNA from Hydra vulgaris (swiftwater hydra), 1755 nucleotides. RefSeq names its product solute carrier family 22 member 15-like. Gene Ontology annotation, cellular component: membrane. Gene Ontology annotation, biological process: transmembrane transport. Gene Ontology annotation, molecular function: transmembrane transporter activity. The record is from RefSeq and is a predicted model, not a curated record. Lineage: Eukaryota; Metazoa; Cnidaria; Hydrozoa; Anthoathecata; Hydridae.
AAAAAGUAAAUAAAGAAAAAAGAUAUUAACCUUUCAAUAAUUAUUUGUUUGAUAACAGCCGAUUUGUUGUUUGAUAACAGCCUAUGUUUACUGUUCAAACACUAUUUCAAGUUCAUAUUGGUAUGUGUCAUAUUGGUAUGAGUCAUAUUGAUACUUGAAAUAUUUGAAUGGAAGAAAUUAAGGAGCAAGACGUUGAUAGUAUACUGAUUUCGAUUGGAGAAUUCGGCAGAUGUCAAAAAUUGUUAUUAGUUGUUAUAAGUUUUCUAAUGAUACCAACAGCAUCACAAGUACUUAUCAUGACUUUUCUAGAAAUAAACCCAUCUUGGAGAUGUAGUGGUAAUGGAAGCUUUGAAUGCAAUAGAACAGGAGAGUUUUCAAUAUCACAUGAGUUUUAUCAUAAUAGGUGCAAAAUGAAAAGAAAUUCUUGGAGUUUUGUAAAAGAAAAGGGAUUUUCGAUUAUAACUGAGUGGGAUUUAGUGUGUGGAAAGGCUUCACUAGCAUACAUAAUCUUUAGCAUUAUGCAAGUUGGAGAUGCCUUAGGCGGAGUUCUUGUAGGAAUGCUAUCAGACAAGUAUGGUAGAAAAAAAGUACUCUAUGUGUCAUGGUUUGGAUUCAUAGUUAUUGCUACCAUUUCAUCAUUGGUUCAUAAUUUUUGGGUUUUUCUUCAUUUACAAUUCCUAGUUGGUAUACUUCAUGGAGGAUCCUUUAAUGUCCAAUGGGUUUUAAUGUCAGAGAUGUUAGGACCAAACAGUAGAAGUUACUUGAACAUUCUUUGGUGUGUUUAUUCUUUUGCUUUAAGUUUUAUGUCACUUCAAUCAUGGUUAAUACCAAAAUGGAGAGCUUUUGAAUUGACAAUGACGACACCUUAUUUGAUAUUGCUGGUUACAUACAAAUUUGUUCCUGAAUCUGUACGUUGGCUUCAUGCAAACAAUAAAAGAGAUUUGGCUGAAAAAGUUCUUCGAAAUAUCGCAAAGUGCAACAAGAAAAUGUUUCCAAAGGUGAAGUUGUGUAAUGCAAACAACAUUUCGAGUGCUGUUGACUUAACCAAAACAUCUAUUAAAUAUGUGUUUUUUCCUUUCAAAAUGUUUCUAAUCACCUUUUCUCAAAUGUCUAUUUAUUUUAGUGCUAGCCUUGCAUUUUAUGGCAUAUCUCUUUUUGCUGAAAACCUAAGUGGAAAUCUUCAUAGAGAUUUUGCUAUAGUGAGUCUUGUUGAUAUUCCUUCAAAUUUAAUAUCCAUCUGGCUAUGUAAUAGAUUUGGUAAAAAACGAACAACUAUGGUCUCAGCUGUUGCAGGUGGCUUUAACAUUGUUAUAUUAGCUUUUGUUCCUUUUACUGCAAGUUUAUCAUGGAUAAGAGUUUUAAUUGGUACCUCAGGAAAGUUUUUUGCAAAUAUCUCCUUCAAUGUUAUAUAUAUUUGGUCGACAGAAAUAUAUCCUACAGGUGUAAGAUCUCAGGGUUUAGGUGUUUGUAUUUCAGCUGCUGUAAUAGGCACAUCAGUAUCACCUUGGAUUACUCAAUACUUAGUACAAUUUCAUCAAACACUGCCAUUCGUUAUAAUAGGAAGCUUACUUAUUUUAUCUGGAAACUUAAGUUGCUUUUUACCUGAAGUAAAUAAGGAAAAUCUUUCUGAUACAAACGAGGAGAACCAGUCAGAAAAACAAAGUCUUCUUUAAAGGUUUUUGCACAAUCAAGUAUUGAAGAUCAGAUGUUUUUCAAUCAAUAAUGAAAAAAAGAAAUUUUACCAAGUGUUCGAAA